AAAUUUUGGAUAUUUUUUGAAAUGAUUUUAUUCUUGUCUUACAUUUCAUUCUGUAUUUGUUUAUAGUAAUACUAUUAAUGUUUUAGAGUAACAUAUUAAACUUGUAGCGAUAUUGUCACCAAUUGUUAACUAUUAUAUUUUUAAAUGAAUCAACCAUUAGUAUUAUAUAGUGUACCACCUUCUAACUUAUUACCAUGAUUAUUAUGGUUAUUUUCGUUACAUUAUACAUGUGGAUUAUUCAAUUUGGAUUUCAACCUGACAUUACAAUUUAUCGCGAAUUGAAAUUUUUUAAUCUCAAAGAUUUCAAUUCAAUAUUUGACUGAAUUUUUAACUUGUGAGGUCUUUUUAAGACUAACCAUUAUUAUGAUGGAUCGUAGUGGAAAUGAUAUUAAUAUGACUGGAGACAGCGAUCUAGAUGAUGAUGGCUGUUUAUCAUCUGAUGACUGUGAUGGGGACUCCAACCAGAGUAAAAGUGAUUUGAUGUCUGCGGCAAUGGGAGAUGAUGUGACUGCACAGCUUGCUGCAGCAGAAAAACGCAAUAGCGGAUCGUCGAACACUAGGGGUCUUUGUUAUGGUUUGUGUCGAUCAGGACCCGUUGGAAUGGCUGCUGCUGCUGCAAUUGUGUCAUCAAAAAAGCGAAAAAGGCCACAUUCAUUUGAGACCAAUCCAUCCAUUCGAAAACGACAGCACAACCGGUUACUACGUAAACUCAAAGUUACCAUUGAUGAGUUUGCUACCAGAGUUGGUCAACAAGCAAUCGUUUUAGUAGCGACUCCUGGGAAGGAAACCACGGGUUUUAAAUGCUUUGGUGCAAAACCCUUAGAAGAUGUUGUAAAAAAUUUACGUGCCACUAUUAUGGACCAACUGGAUACUGCAUUAGCACAACAUGCACCACCACCUAUUCCAGAUGACCCCACUCUAUAUGAGCUGCCACCACUUAUUUUAGAUGGAAUUCCAACUCCUGUCGAAAAAAUGACCCAGGCUCAAUUAAGAGCUUUUAUACCUUUAAUGUUGAAAUAUUCCACCGGUAGAGGGAAACCUGGUUGGGGCAGAGAAAGUACCAGACCACCUUGGUGGCCUAAUGAAUUACCUUGGGCAAAUGUGAGGAUGGAUGCUCGAUGUGAGGACGAGAAACAAAAAAUUUCUUGGACAAGAGCAUUACGACAGAUUGUUAUAAACUGUUAUAAAUACCAUGGCCGAGAAGAUUUAUUGCCUACAUUUAGUGAAGAAGAUGAGGCAAAAACAAUUGUUAAUAAUGUUGCAAGUCAAUCAAUUGUUACUUCUGUGCUCAAAUUCAAUCCUAAAGCAACUAGUAUUGAAGCUCGAAAUUCGCCAGAUGCACAGGAACAACAACAACAACAACAACAACUAACCCAGGUACAGUAUUCUCCGGCGUUCCUGCAUUCUAUUAGUAAUGUUGAUGGGUCAAUGUCCAUAUUUCAUGUUGAUCCAAAUAACCCAAUUAUUACGUUACCUGAUGGAACUCAAGCCCAUGUUCAAGGAGUUAUAAAUGCUUCCCAAGGACCAAAUGGCCACACAGUUCAUUCUGUUCAUACCCUUGGCGAAGGCCAAAAUCAAGAUGGUGUUACUGUAGAUAUAUUAAAUAAUGUACCUGAAGCCACAUUGAAUCAAGAAGGUCAAAUAAUUAUUACUGGUGAAGAUGGACAAGUAUCAAGCAUGAUUACAGUCCCUGUUAGUACUUCAUUAUACCAAAGCGUUUGUCAACAAAUCAGCGAAGGUAGCAUACAGGUUGUCACACCGGUUAUGCAUCAUAUGCCCAAGUCUGAGCCCGGUGGUGGGAUGGAUUCAUCAAAUUGUGAAGUAGAAACCAUUAAUGUGCCACAUCAGUUGGUAGCCAUCACCGGGCAAAAUGGCGAACAAGUGUUGCAGUUGAUCUCAUUAAAAGACAACAAACUGAUCAAUGCUACAGUUGGCGAAAUUAAAGAAGAAGGCGCUAACAUGUCUAAUUCGGACCAAUGAGAACAACUUCAACAUUACCUGUGCUUCGAUGACCUUGGCAAAUAAAUUUUAAAUAAUAUAGGGUAAUGAUUGUCGGUAUUUUUAAUUCUUAAAUGUAUAAUAUAUGUGUGUGCAUGUAAUAUAUUGAUGGUAUAUACUUAUGUAUACACCUUGUUGUUCUGCCCACAAACCUGUGUACAAAAAUAAUAUAUAUUUUUAUCACUUCCAUUCGGUCCAGAUAAUUUACUCUUUAAAAGCAUAGGGUAAAUUAUCUUUUCUAUACAAUUUUUAAAUGUUAUAAUAAUGUAAUUUUGUUCGUGGUUUAAAGUUUCUUAGAAGUUUUUAUUAUACAUUACUCUAGCGUUUGGGAUUUUCUAUUUGUAGAAAAAUAAAAGUUAAUAAAAAAAUACAGUGAAAUACUAUUUUAAGCCUCAUUAAA
Molecule: messenger RNA, 2398 nt
Organism: Myzus persicae (green peach aphid)
Lineage: Eukaryota; Metazoa; Arthropoda; Insecta; Hemiptera; Aphididae
Product: DNA-binding protein Ewg-like
Exons: 12
Coding region: 364-1980 (538 amino acids)
Biological process (GO): regulation of transcription by RNA polymerase II
Cellular component (GO): nucleus
Molecular function (GO): RNA polymerase II cis-regulatory region sequence-specific DNA binding; DNA-binding transcription factor activity, RNA polymerase II-specific
Source: RefSeq, a predicted model, not a curated record